Podarcis lilfordi (Lilford's wall lizard) is the source of this 1129-nucleotide messenger RNA. NCBI's taxonomy places the organism in Eukaryota, Metazoa, Chordata, Lepidosauria, Squamata, Lacertidae. The record is from the annotation of a GenBank genome assembly.
AUGAACAUAAAAGGCCCAGAAAUUAGUCCUUCCACCUACAGUUUAAUACAAGAGAUCAAUGUUUUCCUAAAAGAAGAACGUGGAGGGACCGAGGUUUCCCCCGAGGAAGAAGACAAGAAGGUCAGCUUCACACUGAACAUAGAAGCUGAAGGUACUGAAGUUUCCAGGAAGAGGUUAGUCGGCGACAUCAAGGCUUUCCUUACCGAGGAAAAGGAAAUCACAAAAUAUUCUCUGAAUGUCGAGAGGCCAAGGAAUCCCUGGGCAACCCAACUCAGCAGAACAGCGGAUCCGAUUUACUCUGCAUAUAAAAGGGCAAGGGAUGGAAUCAGCUCUUAAGAGAUUACUCGAAAAGACCAGGUUUCUUCUCCUAGCCCAAAAGGAAUUCCGAAAUAUUUCAAUGAACAUAAAAGGCCCAGGAAUUAGUCCUUCCACCCACAGUUUAAUACAAGACAUCAAUGUUUUCCUAAAAGAAGAACGUGGAGGGACCGAGGUUUCCCCCGAGGAAGAAGACAAGAAGGUCAGCUUCACACUGAACAUACAAGCUGAAGGUACUGAAGUUUCCACGAAGAGGUUAGUCGGCGACAUCAAGGCUUUCCUUACCGAGGAAAAGGAAAUCACAAAAUAUUCUCUGAAUGUCGAAGGCCAAGGAAUCCCUGGGCAACCCAACUCAGCAGAACAGCGGAUCCGAUUUACUCUGCAUAUAAAAGGGCAAGGGAUGGAAUCAGCUCUUAAGAGAUUACUCGAAAAGACCAGGUUUCUUCUCCUAGCCCAAAAGGAAUUGCGAAAUAUUUCAAUGAACAUAAAAGGCCCAGGAAUUAGUCCUUCCACCUACAGUUUAAUUCAAGAGAUCAAUGUUUUCCUAAAAGAAAAACGUGGAGGGACUGAGGUUUCCCCCGAGGAAGAAGACAAGAAUGUCAGCUUCACACUGAACAUACAAGCUGAAGGUACUGAAGUUUCCACGAAAGAGGUUAGUCGGCGACAUCAAGGCUUUCCUUACCGAGGAAAAGGAAAUCACAGCAUAUUCGCUGAAUGUAAGAGGCCAAGGAAUCCCUGGGCAACCCAACUCAGCAGAACAGCGGAUCCGAUUUACUCUGCAUAUAAAAGGGCAAGGGAUGGAAUCAGCUCUUAA